UGGGACGUAUGGGGAGGUUUUUGGCUGGAGAGAGAGUGGGAGUUUUCCCCUUUACUUUCGGUUUUUGGAGGCUUAAUAUACGCUGUAUAUGGGCCCAAACUAACUUUUUCAUCUCUUUUUUUGGUUCAGGUCUAACGGUGUUUGUUUGUGUAAAAGUAUAUUCUCUUUGCGGCAGGCACUGUCUGUGUAUUUCGGUUCUGUGACGAGAGUUGGCCAUAUUGGGUUGAACAUCUCCAGCUGCAGACUAAAGCGCUGAACUGGCUGCUUCUCAGCGAAGAGGACGGAAUCCUCCACGCUGCUGCUCGUGUGGACAGACAAGGAGGCCCAGAGUCAACAGAGAUCACCACACUGGUGUCGUGUGCGGAGCUGAGAGGAGACGCGAGUAGCGGCUGGUCGCGGACGCUACGGCCCGUCUCUACACGGGUCAGGGUCUCGUGAGUGUCGGCCAACCCGCGCCGCGCGUCUCAAGCACGUCAUCCGGCCUUCUACUCACGCGCACCAACGUUUGGCCCCGCGAGUGCUAACAGACGCUUGUGAACAUCCACGCGCUGAAGUGGACACAGCACAACUCUGGGUCAUUACAGGGCCCACUCUGCCCUCACAGUCUCUCUCUGUGUGUAGUCAGCCAUUCUGCUAGAAUGAGGAACCUGUGUGCUCUGCUGUUUGUGCUGCUGCUCUGUUCUCUCCAGCUGGUCUCUAGUGGUCCCGAUGCUCGUAACCGUGCGAUCUGCUGUCCUAAUCUGACUCAGAAGAAGUUGCCCCUCAAACGCAUCGUGUCCUACAGCUGGACCAGAAGUGAUUGCUCCAUCAAAGCUCUCGUCUUUAAGAUGAGUAGUGGAAAGAUGUACUGUGUGGAUCCUGCCUCUGAUUGGGUCAAUAACCACAUGAAAGCAGUGGACCAGAGAACAAAAAUACCUGCUACUGGAAAACAAACAUCCUCCAAAAACUGAAGUUGACCAGCUAAAGGCUGUGAAGAACUAUGUUAAAUAUUGGUAACAUUCUGUAAUUAGUGUUCUGGACAGGCCAAUAAAUGUUUUGGCAUUCUAGCGGCCCCUGCUGGCUGAACAGAAAAACCCAGUAGGAAGUAUUGAGAUAGGAAGUGUUCAGGGAAAGCACAUUGGAUUGAGUGCUACAAAAUCCACCAUAAUCUGUUUAUUACUAGUUUAGAAGGACAGUGUGACUCCCUGUGAGUAAUACUAUUUUAUUAUUGUUCAUGUGUGGUUUAAGUGGAUUUUUGGAUAUUGAAGUUGAGAUGAUAUACAUCUUCACCAACUGUCGAGUGGUAAGCAUGGAAAGUGUUGCUGACUAUAGAACAACAGCAUAUGCUACAGUUAAUAGCAAAUAUAGCUAUUUAUAAUUCUACGUAAGCAUUAUUGAUUUGUUUGUAUUUUCAGUUUUACACUAUUCAUAUGAUAAAACAUUCGGAGAAUCACAUUGUGGAUCUCGGGUGUCAUUGUAUGGUUAUUUUCAAAUUUUUUAAAAAUAAAGCUCAUUUUCCUACAGUGCA
Messenger RNA from Electrophorus electricus (electric eel), 1507 nucleotides. NCBI's taxonomy places the organism in Eukaryota, Metazoa, Chordata, Actinopteri, Gymnotiformes, Gymnotidae. The record is from RefSeq and is a predicted model, not a curated record.